AUGCCUGGCCGUGUCGCUAUUCCUCACAUGAGGCAGCCAAUCAAGGACGAAUCAGAUAGGAACGAUGACCCGGACGGCCCUCUGUCCGACGACUCUGACACCUCAUCAUCCAACCAAACCCACCGAAAUGCACGAUCGGAUGCCCCAGCUCUCAGUGAGCAUACGACAGGGACGGAACCCUUGCUUAGGGAAGUUAGAGUUCAUCCCAGCCUUGUGGCCACGGGCGCAUCGAACUCGGAAGGGAACUUUUUCCACACGUCCUUCCAGGACAUUGGAAAAAAGCUGAAGGAUUUCAACGACACUCUCGGCGAGCUUCAGCAAUUGGGCGUGUCUCACGAUGUUCAGCUGCUCCCCGAGCUCGUCCUCGUCGGCGACCAGUCCGCUGGCAAGUCCAGCCUGAUGUCGGGACUGGCCAAUCUGGACCUCCCGCGCAGCGAAGGCACCUGCACGCGCUGCCCGUUGCACAUCAGGGUGUCAAGGAACAACACAUGGUCGUGCCGCGUAUGGCUGAGAAAGGCAUACGUAUAUCAGCCUCCUCCUGACAGACCAAUCUGCGAAAAGGAUGUGACACCGCAAGACCCAUUCUUUCCGUGGCGACAGCUGCCAGCCUCGACCGUGGUCGAGUUCAAGUCGAUGCAGGACAAGAGCGAAAUUGAGGAUGUCUUGCGCUGGGCGCAGAUCGCCAUCUUGAACGACAACAAGAACCACACUCUCUUCGUCCCAGGAUCCGGCCCAAUUGCGUUGAACACGCCAAUUGCGACGGCGGCGGAAGAAACCCUUGCAAAAUUCUCACCUAACGUGGUGGCCCUUGAGAUCAAGGGCCCUGAUCUUCCCGAUUUGUCCUUUUAUGACAUGCCGGGAAUCUUCCAAAAUCCGGCCGACGAUAGAGAUGACUACCUCGUCCAUGUUGUCCGAAACUUAUCAAGCGACUACAUGUCCCACCCGUCCGCCAUCGUCAUCUGUUCAAUGCCCAUGAACAGCGACGCGGAAAACUCCAGUACAUUCCGGCUCACCCGACGGCUCAAAGCCUCGAGCCGGACCAUUGGCGUCCUUACCAAAGCGGACCUUCUGCCAGAGGGUGGCAACCACGACCAGUGGCUGGCGAUCAUGAAAGGUGAGGCUCACACGGCGGGCCUCGGCUACUUUAUAACUUCACGUCCACAGGGCUUGGACUUGGACGCGUUGAAGGCGUGGGAGGAGUGCAUUUUUGAGGCCAGAACGACGCAGCACUGGCCGUCAUCGUUCCACCAGUUCACGGAACGGUGCGGUGUUGAGAGGCUCAAGGAUUUCCUGUCGGUCCGUCUUGGGGAGGAAUUUGCAAAGAGUCUUCCUAAGAUCAAACAGAAGCUUGAAAACCAUUUGGAAAAGAUCAACAAGGAGCUCUCGAUCCUGCCGGAGCUGCCCGACAACGUCGAGCUCAAAGUGAGGACGGGGCUCAUGAGCUUUGCUGACAGUGCGCGUUUCCAAUUGGACAAGUUUAUUCGACAUUUCAACAAGUUACCGCGCAGCUUUCGCAAUUGCCUGUUGGAGAUCAAACCCAAGUUUACGUUGAGGGAUCGGACUGAUAUCCCGGUGCUCGAAAUUUCCGACGACGAGUCGGACGCCGUGUCGGUCAUGACCAACAACACCACUCCGACGGCGAAGCGCCACGCAACCUUUGGCGCGACCCCUUCCAAACGGAUGAGAAUGGAGACAUCGACGGGAAUGUCUACGGGGGGCUCGACAGGCGGCGGCGCACCCCAUUCCAACGGAAUCAACACGGAGGGCGCCAACGGCGCGCGAGCCUCGGCCAGUCUUCCUCCGCCUUCAUCGGCCAGAGGAUCGAUCCUCCAGGAGCCUUUUACCGAGUUCCGCAAAAUCGGGCACGGCUUCCGUACCCUGCGGCAGGUGCGCCAGGAAAUGCAGGCCAAGACGAAGGCUGGCAUGCCUGAUCGCGUGUCGGAUGAGGUCUACUUCGACAUGGUCAAGGAAGCCAUCACGCCGUGGGACCGGCCAACGAUGGCGCUGAUGACGCAAGCAAUGCGCGAGUUGCAGUCGCUGCUAGAGACGACGCUCGGCACGGCGCUCGCCGGUCUCAAGAAGCGGUCGAUCUACCAGGAGGCGAAAAAGUACGUUCGCAAGUGCCUCGAGGAACACUGCAAGGAGACGGAGGCGGCGCUCAUGCAGCUGUACGAGGACGAACGCGAGCGGCUGCUCACCUUCAACGAUGAGGCGUUCAAGGAAUACUGCGAUUCCGAACAGGUAAUCCUCACUCGGUUUCGGCACAAGAUGCGACUGGAGUCGGCGGGACUCCCCAGCCGACCGUUGGGCGAGUGGUCCGACUUUACCGACGAGAAGAGAUCACAGGACGUGAAGCGACGCGAAGCGGAGGUGUCGAAGAUUGGACCGGAUCAGUUCGCGCGCGAAAUAGAGGUGAUCUCGUAUGUUAGGGCAUAUUACCGCCUCGCCGCGCUGCGCUUCGCGGAUGCCGUGUCGCAACGAAUACUGUGCCGGAUGAUACCCGCGAUCCGGAUGAAGCUGCCGGACUAUCUCGAGGAGAGCCUUGGCCUGCGCGGCCCCGACACGCAAGCCGUUUACGAGAGGCUUAUGGCCGAGGACGAGAAGACGGCCAAGAAGCGUGAGAUGCUGAAGCGUGAGAGGAACAAGUUCACCAAGGCGCUGGCAAGCAUCGAGCUGCUCGAGACGGGAGCAGGGUCGGGUGAUGUGGAGAUGCUGGACGAGAGCACGCAGCCUCUGUCACGGAUCAUGGACGCUGACCACCAGGAUGACGACUUGGGCGAGACUUGA
Messenger RNA from Drechmeria coniospora, 2787 nucleotides. Its product is annotated as Dynamin, GTPase domain protein. The transcript has 3 exons. NCBI's taxonomy places the organism in Eukaryota, Fungi, Ascomycota, Sordariomycetes, Hypocreales, Ophiocordycipitaceae. Gene Ontology annotation, molecular function: microtubule binding; GTP binding; GTPase activity. Bases 1 to 2787 code for a protein of 928 amino acids. Gene Ontology annotation, cellular component: cytoplasm; microtubule; membrane. The record is from RefSeq and is a predicted model, not a curated record.